CUGCUCAUCUGCUGCUCAGGCAGGAGCAGAUAUUAGCUCGUUUAAAUACCAAGAUAAAGCUCAGAGGGCUUAGAGAGCAAACAACCUGCUUUUCAUUGUGGUGUCAGGAGGAGAGACGAGCGGCAGCACCAUGACGAUCGUCCACUACUGUCUAUUAUUGUUGCUUUUUGUGUUCCUGCUGCCAACUUACAGCGAGGCUUUGAAGUGCUACACCUGCAUGGGCUCUAAUAACGAUGACUGCAACCGACAAGGCUCCAAGUCCUGUCCCAGCUACUCUGAUGCCUGCGCGGUGGUGGUGGGCCAUGACAGCGGUGUGAUGAAGUCGUGUUCCUACAAGUCUUUCUGCAGUCAGGCCAGCAGCCAGGGAUACAGAGCGCCAGGGGUCAGAGUUCACUGCUGCUACAGUGAUGACUGCAACAUUAAAAGCUUCGCCUCUCCGCUGCCAGGAUUCAGCUAUUGGCUGCUGUCUCUUCUGCUACUUUUGCACUGACUUUUUUUCACAGGACACACAGACAAUCUGAUCAUGCCAACAAGAAUCCAUUCAGCAUUCAAACGCCAACGAAAUGCCAAAAAGACUGCCUGUUUUCACUCUUGAUGACGUCCUACUGACCACUACUCCACUUAGCUUUGGUUAAUGUAUUUAUUGGAGUGCAAGACAUUAAGAAAAAGCUGCAUACUGAGCAGUGAAUUAAUGCUUAUGAACCGUAUAAAUAAAUCAGUCAACCAGCUGCAUCUUUGAUGGCAGAUGGGCAUGGCCCAGUUUGCUAAUCUUGAGUAAAAAUACCAUGUUGUCAUGGCAUUUGCACAUUUUCUUUCAACAUUUGAAAGAAAAUGGAUCUAAUUGCUUUUAGUUAUAAAGUGAAAAGCAACAACUAUUUGCUGCAGCUUCAAAAUACUGAUUUUUAGUUAUAUUAAUAUUGUACAUAAAAAAAAAUCUAUUUACUAUUAUGAUUUCAAGGCCUUGACUUAACCCUGAACUAUACAGCCAGAUGUGGGUCUAACUCCCCGACACAAGUUCACAAAUUUCGCAUGAAAAUUACAACAAUAGAUCAGCUUCAAAGACUUUAGCUCAAAUGAUGUCAACAUCAUUUGUUACAAAGCCAUAUUAUAGAAGCUUUCUUUCAGCCAACAGUGCAGCAACAAGUGGAGGAGGGGCAAUGCUCUCCGACAGCCAGAAAAAACUUGUCAUUUUGCCAUUUUCUCUAAACGCACUGUAAGGUAUAGAAAUACUUUAUAAUUCAGCUUUUCUGCUUCCUUUUCUGUUUUGUAAAAAUGAUGAACCCCAUAUUAGAUGCUAUACCUCAUCUAAACACUCCAGUAUUUGAGCACAGUUUGCGCUGAAAUAAACAGUCCUGUGUUUAAAAACGCACCAAAGAGUGUACUCAGCUGGCAUGUUUUCUGUGCUUUUUUGUUAUUAGCCUCCUUCCUGCCAAUCAUCAACCUGAGUCGUGUUAACGCUCCUGGUAGGAAGUGAGAAGAAGCCUCUCACACACUGUUCACGACUGUGGCCAGAUGUGUUACUCUGAGAUAAAUUUGCUGUAUUUUGAAGUUACUUAGGGAGUUUCUGACAUUGUGAACAGAAUCUGGACACACCUCACAGACAAAGAGGUGGCAGCAAUUCGUGUUUUGAUGUGCAUUACAAUAAAGUAUGUCACUUUUUGUGUCUUUAUGUAUAUUUAGAGCUGUUAAUCUGAAAUAAUGAAAAGGUGAAUGUAAUAUGAAUAGAGUGUUCAUUCCUGUCAAUAUGUGCAUUUAUUACUGUGGAUUAUUUAAAUACACCAGUGAAUUAUUGUGUGAAGAUACAAAGACCCUCUUGUCCUCUCUGCAGAGUAUUAAAGGUUUACUCAUCAGAUCA
Molecule: messenger RNA, 1855 nt
Organism: Poecilia latipinna (sailfin molly)
Lineage: Eukaryota; Metazoa; Chordata; Actinopteri; Cyprinodontiformes; Poeciliidae
Gene: ly6pge
Product: lymphocyte antigen 6 family member pge
Exons: 3
Coding region: 131-490 (119 amino acids)
Source: RefSeq, a predicted model, not a curated record